Cantharellus anzutake is the source of this 1559-nucleotide messenger RNA. RefSeq lists its product as uncharacterized. Gene Ontology annotation, biological process: regulation of transcription elongation by RNA polymerase II; positive regulation of DNA-templated transcription. NCBI's taxonomy places the organism in Eukaryota, Fungi, Basidiomycota, Agaricomycetes, Cantharellales, Hydnaceae. The coding region runs from base 96 to 1409 and encodes 437 amino acids. Gene Ontology annotation, cellular component: super elongation complex. The record is from RefSeq and is a predicted model, not a curated record. Gene Ontology annotation, molecular function: transcription elongation factor activity. The transcript has 6 exons.
GUUCGGGCCACCGGUUCAACCACUCCUGGUUCUGUUCUCGACUACUUUACCUACUCUCUCUGGCCCAGCGCAUACACAAGUGGAAGAACAAGGAUAUGUCUCACUCUCCAGCCCCUGAGAACUGGAAACCGAAAGCGGGUAGACACGGCGUCCAACCUGGGCCAUCAUUGCUACGGGCGCUCGGAGUUGAAGGGGCGCCAGAUCCAUUGGAGGAUUUCUACUCGUUUAAAUAUCAGUUCAAGCCUGGUUCAGACGACUCGACUCGGCCUGGGAAGAUUGGGUUUAUGCAACAUAAACCGGAUGGGAAGACUGCGUUUAAGAUGGAGCGUACGAAUGCUCAGAACGAACGACACUUGUUCAACGUGCAACAGCAAGUGAAGGAAUGGGAAUGUGUGCUCAUAUAUGACGAGGAGACCGGGACAUUCACGCUAGAACGCCUUGAGAGUCAUAUGCAUAUAACGUACGAUAGGUCUGGAACGCGCGCCGCACGGGAGGCUGGGGCCGCCGCCACCUCGGCGCCUAGUCCUCCCGUUGCGGCUUCUGGUGUCCCCAAUGGCCGACAAAAUGCCCCUAGUACGAAAUCAUCAUCGACUCCUAUGCCACGAGCGAUGAUCCCCAUGACCUCAACGGCAAACGGCCAUGAUAUUGAUGAGGAGGAGGAAGAGGAAGAGGAAGAAGAGAAGCCACUUGCCACCGUUGUCACUCUUCCCACCCAGCAGAAGGUUCCCCCUCCGAAUAACAACAAAGCCGCUGCGCGACCGAAAAUAUCUCUAACCAAGAUCGAUCAAGAAACACCCGAAAUAGAAGAACUCCUAGAUAUCUCCAAUCCAGUGCUCGUUGGCCCUACCGCCUCCACCACCAUCAUCACCACGAAACCGCGUCCACGGCCGAAACCAUUAAUAUCGAAACAGGAGAAGUCGCAACCAUCCGAAAUCAUCUCGUUAGGAACUCUCAAUGCACCAGCUCCGAAACAAAACGGCCCGCUGUCGUUACCAACUUCGAGCGCGUCAUCCACAUCGAAACCAUCUACCCCUGUUCCUCCGUUCACAUCAACCCCCACUCAGUUCAGCUUCCCUCAGUAUAGUACGCAACAGGAUGAUGAAGAGGAAGAGGAAGAAGAGGAAGAAGAUAUGGAAGAAGCUGCUGUACUGCAGCAGCAGCCGCAGCAACAGCAUCGACAGCCACCUCCUCAUCUUGCAUCUUUAUACGUGCAUGAUUCUGCGAGUGACUCGGAUAGCGACAAGCCCGAAGAAGAGUUCGAUUUCCUUGCGGAUGCAUUUGGGCAAGAUGACCCUGCACCUUCUGCCUCAGCCCAACCGGGUUCAGGCCCUGGUAGGAGAAUCAUGAGUCUAAAUCGUCUUGCUGGAGGGCAAGAAGAGGAAGAGAGCUCUAGUGAUGAAUCAGACUGAGUUCUUUCCGAGUAUCCCUUCCUUCCUCACUAUUGACAUCUGACCCCCAUUGGAUUUUCGCGAUGUGCAGGCCAACAUCGUACAUCCGCCUCGCUCAAAAUCGCACAGAAUAAUAUUACGCAUCCUUCUACAUGCCAAAUCGAGUGCUUC